CACCGGCGGUGGCACAAACCCAAAACAGCGCCGCAGAAGCCGGAGAGCACUAAAACCCCCGCGCCCGAGAAAGAGGAGACCUCCAGCGACAGAGACACUCCGAGUCCUGGACUCUCCGAAUCCGGGUCCGAAGACGGGCUUUACGACUGCCAGCACUGCGGGAAGAGGUUCAAGCGUCAGGCGUACCUGAAGAAGCACGUGAUGGCGCACCACGACGCGUGCGACAAAUCCCAAAGCCAGGCGCCGCUGAACCUGAGCGCGUCUGAGUGCCACCUGUGCCCGGUGUGCGGAGAAAACUUCCCCAGCAGAGUGAGCCAGGAGCGGCACAUCCGUCUGCAGCACUCGGCGC
Molecule: messenger RNA, 349 nt
Organism: Sinocyclocheilus rhinocerous
Lineage: Eukaryota; Metazoa; Chordata; Actinopteri; Cypriniformes; Cyprinidae
Product: insulinoma-associated protein 1a-like
Exons: 1
Biological process (GO): neuron differentiation; negative regulation of transcription by RNA polymerase II; regulation of cell cycle process
Cellular component (GO): transcription repressor complex; nucleus
Molecular function (GO): DNA-binding transcription repressor activity, RNA polymerase II-specific; RNA polymerase II cis-regulatory region sequence-specific DNA binding
Source: RefSeq, a predicted model, not a curated record